AUGAUCUCCAACGUCCUCGCUCGUUCCGCCAUGCGUGCUUCUUCUCGUCAAGUUGUCCGUUCUGAUCUUUACCAUUUCUCUAACGCCAACGGUGCUAACGUUCCUUUCAACACCAAGAACAGAGCUGGUCUUGCCAUCAAGAUGACCUUGUAUUUGGGUCUCGGUUUCGCCGCCCCUUUCCUUGGUGCUGCCUGGCAAUUCUACAAGGCUGGUUAAAUCUAACCCGUCUUCUUAACUUGUAAUCAUCAACCCAACAUACAGUAAUAUUUCCAAAACUAACUAAUGUGUAUUGGAAUAAAAGAAUAUUUUUUUUGUCUAA
Mucor mucedo is the source of this 319-nucleotide messenger RNA. RefSeq names its product cytochrome c oxidase subunit VIIc. The coding region runs from base 1 to 216 and encodes 71 amino acids. The transcript has 4 exons. The record is from RefSeq and is a predicted model, not a curated record. Gene Ontology annotation, biological process: mitochondrial electron transport, cytochrome c to oxygen. NCBI's taxonomy places the organism in Eukaryota, Fungi, Mucoromycota, Mucoromycetes, Mucorales, Mucoraceae.